Messenger RNA from Phalacrocorax carbo (great cormorant), 992 nucleotides. Lineage: Eukaryota; Metazoa; Chordata; Aves; Suliformes; Phalacrocoracidae. The record is from RefSeq and is a predicted model, not a curated record.
CCCCUCGCCAUUGGCCGGAGCCGCGGGUCUCCCCGCAAAGCGCGGCGGGGAUUGGUGGCGGGGCGGGGGCCCUCCGGCGGGGCGGCAUGGCGGGCGGCGGGAGCUGGCGGCCGCCGCGGUCGUGCGAGGACUACUGGUGGGAGUGGAAGCACUGCCGCGGCCUGCGGCACGCCUUCCACCACUACUACGCGCACGGGGCGAUGCCGGCCUGCGGGCGGUGGCGGGAGGACUACGAGGCCUGCCGCGCCUGGGAGAGGAGCCGCGCCGCCGACGCCCAGGAAGCUUUGUGCAAGAGUGAAAGAGCUCGAGUUAUGGAAAAACAGAAAUACGCUCCGGUGUGGACGCUCAGGAAGAGCCCGCCACCGGACUGGUAUCUCCCGCUUGACCAAGACAAACCAAAUUAGCAAGACUGUUUUGCUCUGUUUGGUCACUAACGUAAUACAGAACUAUGCUGGGUUUUUUUCUUUCAUGUCAUCUUGAAAUUACACAGGUGUAGCUCCGCUCUGCAGUACGGUAACGCUCAUUUAAAAAUACUGAGGGUUUAUUUAAACACUGUGGUACUUCUUAAAGGGAGAAUUGAGGCGUUUGAUUGGAUUCUGGUCUUCUACUACUGUCUUGUGCUUUAGGCUUUCAUCUCAGCAGGCAACUCCCAAAUCAGUGUGUACGUGACCUGGCUCCUCCUGCUCGACGAGGACCUCCUCCCCUACCGGGUGGUGUCAUGUGCUUUUGGAACAAGGCACCUAGCCCCGGCCUGCCAGGUGGGAGGACAAACGCAAGCUGGGCCUCCUCCCCGCCAGCUCAGGGCGAUCACAACUACUGGCAUUUAAAAGGUGUUUCCCCGGUUCACUGUUGACAUGGGUUGAGAGCUUCACGCCUGGUGGGAUGGUAUUGCAGACCCUGAAACGGCACUUUGCGGCACUGCUCUUGACUGGUGGUGUGUGGCGAUGGCAGCAUUCAAAGUUACUACAAAAAUAAAGGUUUAAAUGGCUGAA